AUGAUCAUAAGUAAUUUCACCACCGUAGACAAGUUCAUCCUUAUAGGACUAACCAACAAGCAAGACAUCAAGAUAAUGCUAUUUAUUAUAUUUCUUCUAUGUUACAUUGUUUCAUUGUUUGGUAAUAUAGUCAUAAUUUGGAUCAGUAGUAUAAAUCCUCGGUUGAACACUCCAAUGUACUUCUUUUUGAGAAAUCUCUCUCUAUUGGACAUCUGGUACACGUCAAGUGUUGUUCCUAAAAUGCUCAUAAACUUCUUAUCAGUGAAGAAAACCAUCUCUUUUGACGCUUGUUUUAUCCAGUUAUUCAUCCACCUCUCUCUAGGAGGAGCAGAGUGCUAUCUACUGCUGAUGAUGGCUUAUGACCGCUAUGUGGCCAUAUGUAGCCCCUUACACUACACUAAUAUUAUGCAUCCUGUAUUGUGCAUUAAGAUGGCAACUGCCUCUUGGUUUGGUGGUAUAGCAAACUCAAUAGUACAAACAUUCAAUACAUUGCAUUUGCCCUUCUGUGGUCCUAAUGAAAUUAACCAUUUUUUCUGUGAGGCGCCCAUAUUGUUAGAGUUAGCCUGCGCAGACACAUCUUUUAAUAAAAUGAUUAUUUUCUUAUGUGCGAUAGUGGUUGCCGUGAUCCCUUUUUUCUUCAUUCUCAUCACAUACGUCAAUAUCAUUUCCAGCAUAAUGAAGAUUCGCACAACCACGGGACGCAGAAAAGCAUUUUCCACUUGUGCUUCCCAUGUUACUGUGGUCACAUUAUUUUAUGGCACCAUUUUUAUUAUAUAUUUGAGACCUGGGAGUGUUCAUGUCUCUAACCAAGACAAAAUGGCCACCUUGUUCUACAGUGUUAUAACUCCAAUACUAAAUCCUCUCAUCUACACUUUGAGAAAUAAAGAUGUAAAAUCUGCACUGAGAGAAAUCACAAGGACAAAGAUUCUGAAUCAGAAUAUGUGA
Molecule: messenger RNA, 945 nt
Organism: Hyla sarda
Lineage: Eukaryota; Metazoa; Chordata; Amphibia; Anura; Hylidae
Product: olfactory receptor 2G3-like
Exons: 1
Coding region: 1-945 (314 amino acids)
Biological process (GO): G protein-coupled receptor signaling pathway
Cellular component (GO): membrane
Molecular function (GO): olfactory receptor activity; G protein-coupled receptor activity
Source: RefSeq, a predicted model, not a curated record